This is a messenger RNA of Kazachstania africana CBS 2517, 2829 nucleotides long. It is a transcript of the gene PMR1, whose product is annotated as Ca(2+)/Mn(2+)-transporting P-type ATPase PMR1. The record is from RefSeq and is a predicted model, not a curated record. The transcript has a single exon. Gene Ontology annotation, cellular component: endoplasmic reticulum; Golgi membrane; plasma membrane. Gene Ontology annotation, biological process: calcium ion transmembrane transport; manganese ion transport; intracellular calcium ion homeostasis. Gene Ontology annotation, molecular function: P-type calcium transporter activity; ATP hydrolysis activity; ATP binding. Lineage: Eukaryota; Fungi; Ascomycota; Saccharomycetes; Saccharomycetales; Saccharomycetaceae. Bases 1 to 2829 code for a protein of 942 amino acids.
AUGACAGAUAAUCCAUUUGAGUCAUAUUUGAAUGACAAAAAUGAGGAUAAACUCCUACUAGAGGCAACUUCUGAGUUGCUUUCGAAACCGACCUCUUCUCUCGAGUUCUGUUUUCUCACGGUACAAGAAACUCUGGAAAAACUUCGUACAAAUUCUGAAUCAGGUCUCGAAUCACCAGAUGAAGCAAACUAUAGAAGAGAUCAAUAUGGACCUAAUGAGAUCUCAACUGAGGAGGACGAACAAUUACUCAAAAAAUUCCUUAUGACUUUUGUUGAAGAUCGUUUAAUCUUGUUAUUAAUCGGUUCUGCUUUAGUCUCUUUCUUUAUGGGAAAUAUCGAUGAUGCUAUCAGUAUUACUUUGGCAAUUUUUAUUGUUGUUACCGUUGGAUUUGUGCAAGAAUAUAGAUCUGAGAAAUCUUUAGAGGCUCUCAACAAAUUAGUUCCAGCUGAGUGCCAUUUGAUAAGGGCUGGCAAAGCCUCAAAUGUUCUGGCUUCAUACCUAGUUCCAGGUGAUUUAGUACGUUUCAAAAUUGGUGACAGAAUUCCCGCAGACAUAAGAAUAAUUGAAUCAUUUGACCUCACAAUUGAUGAAAGUAAUUUAACGGGCGAGAAUGAACCAGUUCACAAAUCAUCAUCACCAAUAAAUAGAGACAGUUAUAACGAUCAGCCCAAUGCGAUUGUCCCAAUAGCAGACCGUACUUGCAUCGCAUAUAUGGGUACUUUGGUGAAAGAAGGUCACGGUAAAGGUAUUGUCGUCGGUACCGGAACUAACACUUCUUUCGGUUCUGUCUUUGAAAUGAUGAGUAACAUUGAAAAGCCGAAGACACCUCUGCAACUAUCCAUGGAUAAGCUGGGAAAGGAUUUGUCUUUAUUCAGUUUUAUUAUUAUUGGCUUCAUUUGUUUUGUUGGUAUCAUACAAGGGAGAUCCUGGUUAGAAAUGUUCCAAAUUUCUGUUUCUUUAGCUGUGGCAGCUAUUCCAGAAGGUUUACCCAUCAUUGUGGCCGUUACCUUAGCUCUUGGGGUACUAAGAAUGGCAAAACGUAAGGCUAUUGUCAGAAGACUGCCAAGUGUCGAGACUCUCGGUUCUGUGAACGUUAUUUGUUCUGAUAAAACCGGCACCCUUACUUCUAAUCAUAUGACCGUUUCAAAGCUUUGGUGUUUAGGUAGUAUGGCCAACAAAUUAAAUGUGUUGAACUUGGAAAAGAAGAAGUCUACUAAUUUACAGAAUUACCUGACUGAAGAUGUCAAAAAUACGCUGUUUAUUGGGAAUGUAUGCAAUAAUGCUACUUUUUCUCAUGACCAUGGAAGGCAUUUAGGUAAUCCAACAGAUGUUGCCUUAUUAGAACAAUUACCAAAGUUUGGAUUACAGGAUGUGAGAAACACUGUAAGAAAGAUCGAAGAACUUCCUUUUAAUUCUAGCCGCAAAUAUAUGGCGACAAAAGUUAUUGAUUCUGAGGACAAACAGAUGAUUUUUGUAAAAGGUGCUUUCGAAAAAGUGCUAUUGCAUUCUUCGUACUAUCUCAAUGAAAAAGGUAAGAUAGAAAAGUUAACAGAAGGUAAGAAAGACAUCAUUAACGAAUGUGCAAAUUCCUUGGCUUCUGAAGGUUUACGUGUAUUAGCCUUCGCUAAGAUCAUCGUAGCAGAAGCUGAUGUUGAAAAACUCACCGAGGAAAGCAUUCAAGAUUUGAUAUUCACUGGAUUGGUUGGUAUGAACGACCCUCCAAGACCAUCCGUGAAAUCCGCAAUUGAACAAUUACUCCAAGGUGGUGUACAUAUCAUUAUGAUUACAGGAGAUUCCGAAAAUACAGCUGUCAAUAUUGCAAGACAAAUUGGUAUUCCUGUUAUCGAUCCAAACCUUUCCGUGUUAUCCGGUGAUAAGUUAAAUGAAAUGUCCGAUGAUCAAUUAGCAAAUAUAAUAGAUCAUGUCAAUAUUUUUGCCCGUGCUACACCAGAACACAAGCUGAAUAUUGUCCGUGCCUUGAGAAAACGUGGUGAUGUUGUUGCAAUGACAGGUGAUGGUGUUAAUGAUGCACCUGCGUUAAAAUUAGCCGAUAUUGGUGUUUCAAUGGGUAAAAUGGGGACAGACGUUGCAAAGGAAGCUUCCGAUAUGAUUUUAACAGAUGAUGAUUUCAGUACUAUCUUAACAGCUAUUGAAGAAGGUAAAGGUAUUUUCAAUAACAUUCAAAACUUUUUGACCUUUCAAUUAUCGACUUCAAUUGCAGCUUUAUCCUUAAUCGCUUUAUCCACAGCACUGAAAUUACCAAAUCCUUUGAAUGCUAUGCAGAUAUUAUGGAUCAAUAUUUUAAUGGAUGGUCCGCCCGCACAAUCUUUAGGAGUUGAACCUGUGGAUCACGAAGUUAUGAAAAAGCCACCAAGGAAACGUUCUGAAAAAAUUUUGACACAGAGAGUGUUGACCCGUCUGGUCACCGCUGCUAUUUGUAUCAUAUUUGGUACUGUUUAUGUUUUUGUCAAGGAAAUGGCCGAAGAUGGAAAGGUUACAGCACGUGAUACAACCAUGACUUUUACUUGCUUUGUUUUCUUUGAUAUGUUUAACGCAUUGGCAUGUAGACAUGCUACAAAAUCAAUUUUUGAAAUCGGUAUCUUCGCAAAUAAGAUGUUUAAUGUCGCUGUUGGAUUUUCUCUAUUGGGACAAAUGUGUGCUAUUUACGUUCCUUUUUUCCAACAAAUUUUCAAAACUGAAAGCUUAAGUGUGGGUGAUCUGGUUUUCUUGGUAUUGUUAAGUAGUACCGUAUUCAUUGCAGAUGAAUGUAGAAAGAUUUGGGAGAGGAGGAAGCGUGAACAAGAGGCACUGUAUUAUUCUUCGGUUUAG